AUGUUGGUCCCGCGAUUCUGCUGCCUGCGUGUUCGAACACAGUUCGCAGCACUUACUCUCGCCCUCUUUCUCGCCUGGACCCUCUUACGAUGGCGUACCGCAUACGUCCCUGCCAAUCUCUUCGGGCACAUCUCCGACUUGACAGCAUCACACCAGAAGUUUUGGCGGGAUUUCCACACGCUGUUGGAACAGUGCUCACCUAAUACGACGGCACCGGUGAUCGAAAAUGAAAGGGCCCCGACAGAAGGGUUCAAACUCAAGGAUGCACCGCCGCGUCCAAACUACCUGCACAUUCCAGAUGAUGAUGUAGCCACACUGAAAGACGCGCAUACCCAAUUUGUGGACACAAUUUCCCAAUCGCCUCCUCAACUUAGCUAUAUACCCGACACAAAGGGCGUGGUCACGACCGCAGGCGGUUUCUACCUCCCCGUGCUAGUGAUUUCGCUGCGAAUGCUCCGUUGGACAGGAUCAACGCUACCCAUGGAAGUGUUUUUAGCGGAUGAGGAUGAGUAUGAGGAAUACAUCUGCGAUCAAGUGUUGCCAUCGCUCAAUGCACGGUGUCUAGUGCUAUCUCGGAUCCUGAGCGUUGCGCCGGUCAAUAUCGAGAAGUAUCAAUACAAGCCAUUUGCAAUGCUUUUCUCUUCGUUUGAAGAGAUUCUGUUUCUCGAUGCUGAUGCUUUUCCACUUGAAAAGCCGGAAGUUUUGUUCUGGGCGGAGCCUUUCCUUUCUAGGAAGAUGGUCACAUGGCCUGAUUUCUGGGGUUCCUCCGCAUCGCCUCUCUUCUACAAAAUCACUGGCCAGGUUGCUCCGCCAAUGGAACUCCGCCAAUCGACUGAAUCUGGUGAGCUACUCAUCUCAAAGAAGACUCAUACGCGUACCCUCCUGCUUUGUACGUACUACAACUACUGGGGCCCGUCACAUUAUUACCCGCUCUUGUCACAGGGCGCCGCAGGGGAGGGUGAUAAAGAGACUUUUUUGGCGGCUGCAUCAGUUAUGCAAGAGCAUUUCUAUCAGGUCAGCGAGCGUAUUUGCGCCCUGGGUCACGGUACCGACGGUGGCAUGGCAGGCUCCGCAAUGGCUCAAUUUAACCCCAUUCAGGACUUUGCGUUGACCAGCCAAGGGAAAUGGAGAGUUCGGGGCGACGAGGCACAAGCACCAAGUGUGUUCUUCAUUCAUGCUAAUUUUCCCAAGUUCAAUCCGGCAACUGUGUUCGACGACGGUGCAGUCAAUCCUGCUUUUGCCGAUGAUGGCAGCUAUACUCGUGCUUGGACAAUCCCUGAGAGUGUUGUCAAGGACUUCAGUUCCAAAGCUGAUGUUGAGAAGAUUUUCUGGCAAGAGAUUCUUUGGACGGCGUGCGAGCUUGAAGAUAAGUUUUCCACAUGGAGAGAUCAUGUUGAUAUAUGCGCUGCUGUGAAGGAUUAUUGGGGCGCUGUUUUCGGAGAUGAGAGGCUUCGCGAAGAACGUACAUGA
Messenger RNA from Penicillium antarcticum, 1470 nucleotides. Its product is annotated as alpha-mannosyltransferase. Gene Ontology annotation, biological process: mannan biosynthetic process. Gene Ontology annotation, cellular component: Golgi apparatus. Lineage: Eukaryota; Fungi; Ascomycota; Eurotiomycetes; Eurotiales; Aspergillaceae. The record is from RefSeq and is a predicted model, not a curated record. Gene Ontology annotation, molecular function: alpha-1,2-mannosyltransferase activity. The coding region runs from base 1 to 1470 and encodes 489 amino acids. The transcript has a single exon.